This is a messenger RNA of Ziziphus jujuba (common jujube), 1247 nucleotides long. RefSeq names its product polyadenylate-binding protein 2. The transcript is spliced from 6 exons. Gene Ontology annotation, molecular function: RNA binding. Lineage: Eukaryota; Viridiplantae; Streptophyta; Magnoliopsida; Rosales; Rhamnaceae. The record is from RefSeq and is a predicted model, not a curated record. Bases 613 to 1017 code for a protein of 134 amino acids.
UGCUCUUCGUGAAAUGCAGGCCAAGGUCGAGAAGGAGAUGGGUUCUGCUCAGGACCCAAAUACUGCAGCUGCAUCACAGGCAAGUAGAGAGGAGGUUGAUUCACGUUCAGUUUUUGUGGGCAAUGUCUGGCUUCAUUCAAGUUUUCCGACUGCCUAAUGCUGGGGUUGGAAGUAUUUUGAUAUAAAUAUAGCUGGGCUAGGGGGGAAAAAAAUCUGUGUGUCAUAAAAAAUCAAUGAAGAAAAGUUUUUAAAAAAAGAAAAAAGAAAAAAAAAAUAUAGAUAAAGGGGAAAAAAUCUUAUGGAAGGUAGAUGAAAAAAUUGAAGCCUUUUGGAGGCCUUUAGAAAAUAAACGAGGAAGCAAAGAAAUAAUUUAAGAGAAAACCAGUAAAGGAAAAUUCCUGACCACACUACAGGAGAAGAAGAAUAGAAUGAAAGUUGUAGUUAAGAUUAGAAAACCUUUUCUCGUUAAAUCAAGUCCUUGGGCCAGGGUGGACAAAGGAGUAAGAUACCCAGCUUCAAUCAAGUUGGAGAAGUAACGUGCAUUGAAGACUAAGGAGUAGCUGUGGGUAUGUGUUUUCAUUCUUGCAAAGCCAAGGCUUUUGGUGGUGGUUAAUGCACAAGAGAUUUAUAAGCCUUUUCCUGCUUAUGGUGGAUUACUCAUGUACCCCUGAAGAAGUGCAGCAGCAUUUCCAGUCAUGUGGGACAGUGAACAGAGUCACCAUUCGCACUGAUAAAUUUGGCCAACCAAAGGGUUAUGCUUAUGUGGAAUUCCUUGAAACAGAAGCUGUUCAAGAGGCUCUGCUGUUGAAUGAAACUGAGCUACAUGGCCGCCAAUUGAAGGUGUCUGCCAAACGGACUAAUGUACCUGGUAUGAAGCAGUAUCGCCCUCGUCGAUCAAACCCCUAUAUGGGUUUUCGGUCCAGGGGUCCAUUUGUAGCUCCCUAUAUGUACUCCCCUUAUGGAUAUGGAAAGGUUCCAAGGAUGAGAAUGCCAAUGCGUUACAGCCCCUACUACUGAAUAUCAAUUUUGCUAGUUCUGUCUGUCAGAUGGACAUGUCCAAGACGCCUUUCCUUUUUAGUGUUGUUAUUUUCUAUUUUGAUGGUUGACAAUUUAAACAGUAGUUAUGGGGGUUUUGUUUGAACAUGUGGAUAUUAUGUGGAUCAAGCAUUUUGUCGAGAUUAUGGUAAAACAAUGUGCUUGCACCGACUGAAUUUAUCUAAGUAGUUCAUUUCCAAGUUUACGUUAAA